Messenger RNA from Bipolaris oryzae ATCC 44560, 417 nucleotides. RefSeq lists its product as uncharacterized. The record is from RefSeq and is a predicted model, not a curated record. The transcript has a single exon. The coding region runs from base 1 to 417 and encodes 138 amino acids. Lineage: Eukaryota; Fungi; Ascomycota; Dothideomycetes; Pleosporales; Pleosporaceae.
AUGAUAACAGGCAUCCACCACAUCAAUCUCGUGGUACCGCCCUCGACCCUCCACCUCGCCAACGAAUUCUACUCUCAAACCCUCGGCCUCACACCACGCCCCGUACCCCAUCUCCAGCGUGAAACACUCGCAUGGUUCGAUAUCGGCACCUCAGGCCAGCAAGUGCACGUAGCGGUUGGCAAGCCCGAGGACUUUGCUCACCACUCCUCACGCCAUCCCUGUUUCCGGGUUGGCAGCGUAGAAGCGCUGAACGAACUACAAACGAGGGUAUGGGAGCAUUUUGAGAGGAAAGGCGAGAGCGCGCCAUUAAUGGCUGACAAGCCUGGUGCGAAGAACAGUGGGACGGAGGGCAUUGAGUACCCGACGAGGUUCUUUGCACGAGACUUUGUGGGGAAUAGGUUAGAGUUUAGUGUGUGA